AUGGAUCCUCCUGAUAUCAAUGCUGCGAUGGAUGCCCCAAGCGUUCCGGUGCUUUCGAGUCUUGUCAACUUUUAUAAAGAUAUCUACAAAUUAAACACUAUCUCCAACACGAUGACUCCCUCCGACGUCAACAAUAUGAUCAAUACUUGCAGCGUUCAAGUAGCUUCAAGCUUCCCAAAAUUCUCCCUCUUGCCUAAGGAGAUUCAACUUAAGAUAUGGUUCCAAGCCCUUCCAGAAGGAAAAAUGGUUUAUGCAACUAAACAUGGAAUAUUUCCGUCUUCGCUGCCUCAUGCACUACAAGAUGCCAGCUUCGAUUCUCGAGAAAUGUUUCUCAAACAUUACAAAAGGAUCGGUGCUCAUACCGAGGGUUGUAUUUACGCCCGGUGUAAUAAAGUUCCCGUCUUUUACAGUCCAUCAGAGGAUACCAUCAUUUGUCAUGCCGAUUCGACGCGUAACAUCGGGUUUUAUAUUCCUGGAAACGGACUUCUCUGCCCAGAGCUACUUUGUUGCAAAGAGAGAAGAAGGGGUUUCGCCGAGCUUCGUCACAUAAGCAUUCUAGGGGGUCGCUUUCUCUACGGACCUUCUGAUUAUGUUGCUUACCGUAACGAUGCUUUUGAUAAAAUUAUGAUGUUGAAGGAUGAGAAUCUUUCUCUCUAUGGAGAACUCUUCGCGACCUUUCCAAUGCUUGAGUCUUUCAGGUUUGUGAUUGGAUCCUGCGCCGUCCAAAGUAGAACCAGAGAAGUUCCCGGAAAGCGAUUCGUACAUGACUCGAAAGAGACAAUAUCGGAGGAAAUCUAUCGAGAAAAGACCGAAGAAAUACGCAUUGCUUUUGAAGAGGGGAGAAAAUUGCAUCCUGAAGUCAACAUUCCACACAUUGAGAUAGUUUGCGCUUCCGCAGACAUACUGUCAAAUUUCAAACAACCACCGAAUACAAACCCUUAUCUUACCCAUUCCUCAUUUUCAGGAUACGUAGGACAGGUUAGAAGAAGAAAUUUACAGGAUAUAGAGCUUCCAUCUUGA
Botrytis byssoidea is the source of this 1020-nucleotide messenger RNA. RefSeq lists its product as uncharacterized. Lineage: Eukaryota; Fungi; Ascomycota; Leotiomycetes; Helotiales; Sclerotiniaceae. Bases 1 to 1020 code for a protein of 339 amino acids. The record is from RefSeq and is a predicted model, not a curated record. The transcript has a single exon.